AUGGACUGCAACCCCGCGGCCGCCGCCUACAUCAGCGCCGUCUGGAUCACCCUCGCGGCCUGGGCUGCCCACAACCUUCUCGCCGCGUCGCCGGAGGCACCGGACAACGUGGCGCUCGACGUCCUCGUGGUGCUGGCCGCCGCCGCCAGCCGGCUGCUGCUGGUGAUGUGCCGGCCUUCUUCCCUGCCCGUGGAGGACACUGGUGGCGCCGCGGCAGGCCGUCGCCGUCGCCGACCUCGCCUCGCCGGCCGCCGCGGGGCGAGCAGCGCACGGGCGACGGACCCUGCCGCCGCCGGUAGCGAUCGGGACGUUCGGCCACACGAGCACGGCGGCGCCGCGGUGCAGUGCGUGGUGUGCCUCGGCGAGGUUGGGGACGGAGCGAGGGUGAAGCGGCUGCCGGCGGGCCGGCAUCUGUUCCACCAGCAGUGCAUCGACGCGUGGCUGCACGGCCACUCGACGUGCCCGGUCUGCCGGCGCGGCGUCUCCCGGACAGAUGGCGCGGGUUGA
Messenger RNA from Panicum virgatum (switchgrass), 507 nucleotides. RefSeq names its product RING-H2 finger protein ATL74-like. Lineage: Eukaryota; Viridiplantae; Streptophyta; Magnoliopsida; Poales; Poaceae. The record is from RefSeq and is a predicted model, not a curated record. Bases 1 to 507 code for a protein of 168 amino acids. The transcript has a single exon.